AUGCCCAUCUUCAAGCUAUCGGCCACUUUGCAAGGCCACGAGGACGACGUGCGCGCCUUGUGCUCGCCCGACCCGGACACGCUCGUGUCCGGCUCCCGCGACUCCACCGUGCGUGUGUGGCGGCGAAUUGACCCGCGUCGGUGGUCAGAGCCCACCAUCAACUACAAGUCCGCCAAGUUCGUCAACAGCCUGGCUUGCUACAAACACGCCGGCGAGACGUUCAUAGUGAGCGGCGGCAACGACGCGCUCGUCAACCUGACACUCGUCGACGCCACGUUCGACUGGGUCGACCCGGCGUACGUCCUCGUGGGCCACCAGAACAACGUGUGUGCGCUCGCGUGCAAGGACGGCCUGAUCAUGAGUGGCUCGUGGGACAGCACCGCGAAGGUGUGGCGCAAGGACGGCACCGUGGUGUACGAGCUCAAGGGCCACGAGAACUCUGUGUGGGGGGUCCAGCUCGUGUCGGCGACGCAGUUUGUCACGUGCGGGGCAGACCGCACGAUCCGGGUCUGGAACGGCGCGACACAGGUGCGGCAGUGGGUCGCCCACACAGACGUCGUGCGCGACGUGCUUGUGCUGCCCGACGGCACCCUCGCUUCGUGCUCCAACGACACCACCGUCAAGCUGUGGACGCUGGACGGAGACCUGCUGCAGACGCUCCACGGCCACCAGAACUUUGUGUACUCGCUCGCGGUGCUGCCGACGGGUGAGCUCGUGAGCUCCGGAGAAGACCGCACGAUCAGGGUCUGGGACAGGGCCGGCACGUGCGUCCAGACCAUCACGCUGCCCUGCAUCUCUGUGUGGAAGGUGAUUGCGCUCGAGAACGGCGACAUUGCGGCCGCGUCGAGCGACGCGCAGGUGCGCAUCUUCACGAGGGUCGGCAAGCGGGUCGCCGCGCGCGAGCUGCUCGACAAGUUCGAGGCAGAUCUCCAGAACUCCACCGUCAACGACUCGGUGUACAACGUCAACAAGGACACUCUCCCGGGCAGAGACUCGCUGAAACAGCCGGGCACAGGCGAAGGAGAGACCCGGAUGGUCCGCACCGAAAUCGGCACCGUCGAGGUGUACCAAUGGAACGAGUCCAAGUGGAGCAAGGUCGGCGAGGUUGUGAAUUCCACUUCGACAGACAAAAAGAAAGAGUUCAACGGCCAGUUUUACGACUACGUGUUCGACGUCGACAUUGCCGACGGGCAGCCGCCGCUGAAGCUGCCGUACAACACCAACGAGAGCCCGUAUGCGGUGGCAGACAAGUUCCUGCUCGACAACAACCUGCCGGCCUCGUACUCGCAGCAGGUGGUGGACUUCAUUCUUGCCAACACUGGCGGCGCCAGUCUGGACCAGCAAUCGGGUCCUGGCUCCUCGGAGCCGUACCAGGACCCAGCGUACCAGAAACAGGGCAUUUUGCCUCAGACAGAGUACUUGCAAUUCUCGAAACUGGACGAGACCAAGAUCCGGACCGGGUUCGCGAAACUAAACGCCAAACAGGCUGUGCAGAACCAGAUCGAGCCUGUGGAGUUCGAGACGUGCAUGAACUGCCAGGACUUCAAGCAGCUGGCGAUUCUGGCCGGCCAGAUGAUCUCGAACUGGGACGCCAGCUCCAAAUUGCUUGGGUUUGACAUUCUGCGGUUCACCAUUCUGCACACGCCGCCGUUCGAGACGCUGUUCGAGCUGAUCAAGAUCGGGCUCACGUCGCAGUCGCCCAAGGUGGUCAUGAUGACGAUCCGACUACUGGUCAACAUCUUCAGUGCGAAGCAGUGGGGGGAGCGCGUGUUUGCGGACCCGGACCUGAUGGAUGUGAUCUUUUUGGACGACAUCUUGGACGCUCUCAAAAUAGAGAAGCUGAUGAGCAUCACGGUGGCCACGUUUGUGCUCAACUACGCCGUGUUCAUCCGCAAGCUGCGGGACCAGACGCUGUACACGAAGCUCGCGGCCGUGAUCAACAAGUUUGGCGUCGCUCUAGCCCGCGACGAGGAGUCCGCGUACCGGCUGUUGGUGGCGAUCGGCACUCUCAAGCCGCUGGGCACCAAGAUAGACGCCGCCGUGACCGCCGAACUGCAAAAAUACAAAAGCCCGCGUUUCGACGCGCUCUGGACAGAAAUCAAAUAG
Ogataea angusta is the source of this 2106-nucleotide messenger RNA. RefSeq lists its product as uncharacterized. Gene Ontology annotation, molecular function: ubiquitin binding. Bases 1 to 2106 code for a protein of 701 amino acids. The transcript has a single exon. The record is from RefSeq and is a predicted model, not a curated record. Gene Ontology annotation, cellular component: nucleus; cytoplasm. Lineage: Eukaryota; Fungi; Ascomycota; Pichiomycetes; Pichiales; Pichiaceae. Gene Ontology annotation, biological process: proteasome-mediated ubiquitin-dependent protein catabolic process; ubiquitin recycling.